AUCCCAGUGCAGGUGGAUACGGCCAUGGGUCUGCGACGCGUGAGGACUGCCGAGAAGUACGGGGAGAGCUACCUCUGCCUACUGCAGCAGGUCUUCGUCGCAGGAAAUGAGCUGCUUCUCAGUGUAAAGGACAUCAGUCGUUUCUUAAUGCAAGACAUCGCCUUUUUGUCUGGUGGGCGGGGAAAGGAUAAUGCUUGGAUUAUUACCUUUCCAGAAAACUGUAAUUUCAGAUGCAUACCAGAGAAUGUACUAGCAAAAGUACUCACUUACCUGACAUCUAUUGCAAGGCAAUAUGGAUCUGACUCCCGGUUCACCAUUAUUCUGGACCGAAGAUUGGAUACAUGGUCUUCUCUUAAAAUCUCUCUCCAAAAAAUCUCAGCUUCCUUCCCUGGGAACUUGCACUUGGUUUUGGUUUUACGUCCUACCAGUUUUCUUCAACGAACUUUCACAGACAUUGGAUUUCGAUUUAGUCAGGAGGAUUUCAUGCUGAAAUUACCAGUUGUUAUGCUGAACUCAGUUAGUGAUUUGCUGGCAUACAUUGAUGACAAGCAGUUAACCCCUGAGUUAGGCGGCACCUUGCAGUACUACCAGAGUGAAUGGAUCGUCUUCAGAAAUGCUGUAGAAAAUUUUGCCCUCACAGUGAAAGAGAUGGCUCAGAUGUUACAGGCCUUUGGAACUGAACUGGCUGAGACUGAACUACCAAAUGAUAUUCCUGCAGUAGAAAAAAUUCUGGCAAUUCGUGCUGAAAGGUAUCGUUUGUUGAAGAAUGAUAUUACAGCUGUAACCAAAGAAGGAAGACUUCUGCUAACAAAUUUGGAAGUGCCUGAAACUGCAGAAGCUGUCAGUUCAAGACUAGAAUGUCAUAAGCAAAUAAAUGGUGACUGGCGAACUGUUCAUAAAUUGCUGAGUCAAGUACGUGAUAUGGAAACAGCUUUUGAUGGAUUUUGGGAAAAACACCAAUUAAAAAUGGAGCAGUAUCUACAACUGUGGAAGUUUGAGCAGGAUUUUCAAGAGCUUGUGGCUGAAGUUGAACAUGUAUUAAACGAACAAGCAGAGCUGGCUGAUGUAACAGGGAAUAUAGUUCAAGUAAAACAAAAAAUAAAAAAGUUGGAAAACUUAGAUGAAAAUUCUCGGGAUGUAUUAGCAAAGGUCCAGUUUGUGAUAUUACAUGGACACAGGCUUGCAGCAAAUCACCAUUAUGCACUUGAUUUAAUCUGCCAAAGGUGCAAUAAGCUACGUUACCUUUCUGAUAUUUUGCUUAAUGAGGUAAAGGCAAAACGGAUACAGCUCAGCAGGACCUUCAAAAUGCACAAACUCUUACAGCAGGCUCGUCAGUGCUGUGAUGAAGGGGAAUGUCUUCUAGCUAAUCAGGAAAUAGAUAAGUUUCAGUCUAAAGAAGAUGCUCAGAAAGCCCUUGAAGACAUCAAAAAUUUUCUUGAAAUGGCUCUGCCCUUUAUAAAUUAUGAUCCUGUAAGCCUACAGUAUGAAUUUGAUGUAAUUUUAUCUCCUGAACUCAAGGUUCAAAUGCAGAUGGUACAACUCAAACUGGAAAACAUUCGAAGGAUAUUUGAGAACCAGCAGGCUGGUUUCAGGAACCUGACUGAUAAGCAUGUGAGGCCGAUCCAAUUCGUGGUGCCCGCACCUGAAAAUUUUAUCGAAUCUAGAGCACGGUUUUUUCCAUCUAGACCUGAGAAGAAGACUUGGAGACAAAAUCAGAGCAACUUAAAAAUUGAAGUGGCACAUGAUUGUUGGGAGAAGAGAAGUUCUGGUCAAUCCUCCAGUUUGGACAAUGACAAUAGCUUGGAUGCAUUAAAGAAUCACGUCCUGAAUGAGCUGAUACAGACUGAGAGGGUGUACGUUCGAGAGCUGUUUACUGUUUUGUUGGGCUAUAGAGCAGAGAUGGAUAAUCCAGAGAUGUUUGAUCUUAUGCCUCCUCUUCUGAGAAAGAAAAAGGACAUUCUCUUUGGAAAUAUGGCAGAAAUAUAUGAAUUCCAUAGCAGCAUUUUCAUGGGCAGCCUGGAAAAUUGCACUGACGCUCCAGAAAGAGUGGGACCUUGUUUCCUGGAAAGGAAGGAUGAUUUUCAGAUGUAUGCAAAAUAUUGUCAGAAUAAGCCCAUAUCAGAGGCAAUUUGGAAGAAGUAUUCAGAGUGCGCCUUUUUCCAGGAAUGUCAAAGAAAAUUAAAACACAGACUUGGUCUGGAUUCCUAUUUACUCAAACCAGUGCAACGAAUUACUAAGUAUCAGUUACUGUUGAAGGAGCUGUUAAAAUAUAGCAAAGACUGUGAAGGAUCUGCUCAGUUAAAGGAGGCACUUGACUCCAUGCUGGAUUUACUGAAGUCAGUUAAUGACUCCAUGCAUCAGAAUGCAAUAAAUGGCUAUAUUGGAAACUUAAACGAGCUGGGUAGGAUGAUAAUACAAGGUGGAUUCAGUGUUUGGAUAGGACACAAGAAAGGUGCUACAAAAAUGAAGGAUUUUGCUCGAUUCAAACCAAUGCAGCGACACCUUUUCUUGUAUGAAAAAGCCAUUGUUUUUUGUAAAAGGCGUUUGGAAAGCGGAGGAGGCGCUGAUAGAUACCCAUCAUACAGUUUUAAGCACUGUUUGAAGAUGGAUGAAGUUGGAACCACUGAAUAUGUAAAAGGUGAUAAUCGCAAGUUUGAAAUCUGGUACGGUGGGAAGGAAGAAGUUUAUAUUGUCCAGGCUCCAAAUGUAGAUGUGAAGAUGUUAUGGUUAAAAGAAAUAAGAAAUAUUCUGUCGAAGCAACAGGAACUUAUGACAGUUAAAAAACGAAAGCAACAGAAUCAGUUAACAGAACAGGGUCAACUUUCUCCUCAGCAGAACGAAGAAGGUCCGUGUUGGAGAUGCCUCUUCUAUCUUGAUGAAGCUACUAUGUCACAUGGCAAGUAG
Cynocephalus volans (Philippine flying lemur) is the source of this 2904-nucleotide messenger RNA. RefSeq names its product MCF.2 cell line derived transforming sequence (gene MCF2). Gene Ontology annotation, cellular component: cytoplasm. NCBI's taxonomy places the organism in Eukaryota, Metazoa, Chordata, Mammalia, Dermoptera, Cynocephalidae. Bases 25 to 2904 code for a protein of 959 amino acids. The transcript has 26 exons. The record is from RefSeq and is a predicted model, not a curated record. Gene Ontology annotation, biological process: dendrite development; intracellular signal transduction. Gene Ontology annotation, molecular function: guanyl-nucleotide exchange factor activity.